AUGUAAACUUCAAUCGACUUGCCUUCCCCUUUAGGAGUAGUCUAAACUUCUUCUAUAACAAGCACAGGUAAAAUAUUAAGUUCUGAUUAACAAAACAAUUUAAAAGAUGCAGUGAAAAGAAGUGAGGAGGAUAAAUUAUUUCGAAAAUAAAAUUAGUUGAAUGAUAUGGAGGAAUUUGAAGCAAUGGAAGUUUAAAAUGGCGAUAAAACAUCUCUAAUAUAUUACUACAAGGCCUUAAAAUUGGAUGAAGAAAUACAGCAAAACGAAGAAUAGAUUAAUAAUAUUGUUCAGAUUAGAUAAAAACUAGGAAUGAUUGAAGGAUUCUUAAUGAAAAAAAGUCCUCAUUGGUUUUAAGGUUAUUCAUAAAGAAACUGUAUAUUAAGAAAUAGAGUGUUUAGAUAUUAUGACGCAGAAAAUAAGAAAGUUUAAGGAGUUUUAAAUUUCGAUGUUUAGUCGUUCUAAUUAUAAGAGUUAUAGGAUAAAAAUGGAAAUACAGUAGAAUUUAUGUAUAAAUAUCUCUAUGCGUCUAGUUUAAAGCCUUUGGGUUAAACUCAAAAAGUAUUUCAGUUCAAAGGGGGUACAGUAGAUCAAACUAAAACAUGGGUUUAACUUAUAAAAUUGCAUCUUUAAGAUUCAAUUGGAACACUGAAAGUUUUGAAUUCACUUUGCUCAUAUGAAUAAUUUUGGAGAGUAUGAAAUUCUAUACUUACCUUAAUUUUAGUUUGACCGGAUUUCAUCAUUACAAAUAAUGGAGGAUGCUGAGGAUGGAGACAUUAUACUCUUUUAAGGGAAAGAUAUAAAUUGUCACAUUCAAAGAACCUUAACACAUGCUAAUUUUGAUCACAUUGGAAUUUUAAUACGUUUAAAUGAGAAUUAAUUAUAUUUAUUUGAAGCAUUGCCAAUGCAUGGAGUGGGACUGUGCCGUUGGAAUAAGUUUAUUAUAUGUAAAUGGAAUUAUCUAUAUCAUAAGUAAAUAGUAGUUGUAUUUUAUAAUAGAGUUAUUUAUAGAAAAUUACAAGUGAAUAGAGAUGAAAAUUUUAUAUCAAGGAUGCAUGAAUUUGUUACUGAGAAUAUUGGUAAAUAGUAUUCAUUUAAUCCGACUAAAUUGUUCAAAUUUAAGUCGACAAUGCUCCAAGAUCCAUAAUAACAGUAAACAAGAACGUUUUUUUCUUCAGAACUUGUAGCGGCUUGCUAUAAACAUUUAAAUCUUUUGCCAAAGGAAGUCUCAUCUACUUAAUAUUCACCUGGAUCCUUUUCAUCAGAAAAUCAAAAAUUAUCACUUCGAUAUGGAAGUUUAAGCGAAGAAUAUCUUAUAGAUUUUGAGGGUGAAUGA
Molecule: messenger RNA, 1333 nt
Organism: Paramecium octaurelia
Lineage: Eukaryota; Ciliophora; Oligohymenophorea; Peniculida; Parameciidae
Source: the annotation of a GenBank genome assembly